Messenger RNA from Amphiprion ocellaris (clown anemonefish), 1827 nucleotides. RefSeq names its product multidrug and toxin extrusion protein 1-like. The record is from RefSeq and is a predicted model, not a curated record. Gene Ontology annotation, molecular function: antiporter activity; xenobiotic transmembrane transporter activity. NCBI's taxonomy places the organism in Eukaryota, Metazoa, Chordata, Actinopteri, Pomacentridae. Gene Ontology annotation, cellular component: membrane. Bases 40 to 1812 code for a protein of 590 amino acids. Gene Ontology annotation, biological process: xenobiotic detoxification by transmembrane export across the plasma membrane. The transcript has 17 exons.
UUAGUAUAAGGAUCUACAUUAGCAUCUCGUGUUGCAAACAUGGAGGAGUCUAAUGAAAAGCUUUUCUGCAGCAGGUGGGCGCGCCGCAGGGUUCCUGCAGCCCACUGGGAGGAACUGGUCCACAUCCUGAGGAUGACUGGGCCUCUGCUGCUCUCUCGAAUCCUCAAUUACCUGCUUCCAUUUGUGGUUACAAUGUUCUGCGGGCGUCUGGGGAACGAUGUGAUGGCUGGUUAUGGAUUAGCUUCUGCUAGCAUUAAUGUUACCACUGCAGCUACAGGAUACGGUCUGAUACUGGCAUGUGAUACCUUGGUGUCUCAGACAUUUGGUGGUAAGAACCUGCUGCGGGUGGGAGUGAUCCUUCAGCGGGGCAUCAUCAUCCUGCUGCUCUUCUGUCUGCCCUGCUGGGGUCUCCUCAUUAACGCCCAGGUCAUCCUGUUAUGUGUGGGCCAGGACCCCGAGGUGGCCAGAACAGCACAGUUGUACAUCACAGCCUACAUUCCUGCCGUACCAGCCAUGUUUCUACAUCAUCUUCAGGUGUCUUACCUGCAGAACCAGGGUAUAAUUCUGCCACAAAUGUAUGCUGCUGCUUUGGCAAAUAUUGCAAACGUGUUGACAAACUACACUUUUCUUUACUGGCUGGAUCUGGGUGUGCGUGGAUCUGCAGCAGCCAACGCUCUGUCUCAGAUUUACAUCUCUACGUUUCUGUUUGCCUUCAUUUGGUGGAAGAAGCUGCAUGUGACGACAUGGGGAGGCUGGUCUGUAGAGUCGCUGCAGGAGUGGGGCUCCUUCAUGAAACUGGCCAUUCCCAGCACAUUAAUGAAGUGCUUUGAGUGGUGGGUUUAUGAGUUGGGCGGAUUCUUUGCAGGAAUGCUGAGUGAGGAUGAGCUGGCAGCCCAACAUGCUGUGAUAAUGGUGGCUUUCAUAACCUACAUGUUCCCCCUUGGUAUCCAAGCUGCAGCAUGUGCCCGGGUGGGUAACGCUCUGGGUGCAGGAGACACUGCCAGGGCCAUCCUCACCACCAAGGUGGCCCUCACUCUUGCAGGUAGCAUUGCGGUUGUUGAAGGUAUUGUGCUCGGCUCUACUAAAACAGUGAUUGGCUUCAUCUUCACCUCUGAUGAGAAGAUCAUAGGUUUGGUGUCACACUUGAUGAAUGCUUACUGUUUCCUUCAGUUCUUUGAUGCUCUUGUGGGUGUGUGCACAGGCAUCUUCUUGGGCACGGGCAAACAGAAGAUACCAGCUGUUGCUAAUUUCAUUGGCUACUACUGCAUAGGACUUUCACUGAGCAUCACUUUAAUGUUUGUUGCAAAACUAAGAGUUUUCGGUUUCUGGCUUGGGCUGCUCAUUUGUGUCAUUUUACAAUCCACCUUAUACAUUGUUGUCAUUUUCAACCUGAACUGGGAGAGAAUGACAGAGGAGGCUGUGAAACGAGCUCAGAAAAACACUCAUGUAGCAUUAUUAAGCACUGCAGCUCUGUCAGAUGAUGCGGGUAACAUCACUGCUGACCAGACAGGAAGUAAUGGGAGUUCUGUGGAUGGCUACAUGUCUGUGAGUGUCUGCGAUGGGUCUGCUGAGCCUCAGGGUGGAGUCCAGCAGCUGAAGGGUGGUCGUCUCUCCACCACCCAGCUGAUCCUCCGCCGAGGCCUCACCAUGUUUAUGGCAGUUUCACUUCUCGCCGUGGGAGCCACUGUUCGCUUCCUUGUGCCCCUACCGGAGACCCCGUCUGUAAACUUUACUGCAGACUGGAUGAACAGUACGAAAACCCCUGAUCACAUUUUCUCCACUGUGCUGCUCCCAACAGAAGAGUCAGAGUGAGUCAAAGAUAACCAC